Cervus elaphus (red deer) is the source of this 7259-nucleotide messenger RNA. RefSeq lists its product as uncharacterized. The transcript has 34 exons. The record is from RefSeq and is a predicted model, not a curated record. Gene Ontology annotation, cellular component: membrane. Lineage: Eukaryota; Metazoa; Chordata; Mammalia; Artiodactyla; Cervidae.
CCCGCGUUUGCACAGGCUGAGCCGCGGAGCUGGCUUGCAGCUGCAGGGCCAUGAAGGUGGCUCUCUGGGUCUUGGACCUUGGCAUCCUCCUCCUGAGGACCAGGGCCGCCCCCACUGGUGGACCCGAUGACCUGCGGUUGGCCUACCGGCCCAGUCCAUGCGACGGGGUGGUGCUGGUCUGGCAUGAAGGGGCCUGGGGACACGUGUGCAACUGGCAGUGGACGCUGAAGGAGGCGUCCGUGGUCUGCAGGCAGCUGGGCUGCGGCCGGGCUGUGGGCGCCCCCAAGUAUGUCCCGCUGCCCAGAGAGGCGGUGCGGCCCUGGCUCCACAACGUGUCCUGCAGGGGAGACGAGGCCUCCCUCUGGGGGUGCAGCCUGGGGCCCUGGACGAAGAGCGAGUGCCCCUACGAGUGGGUGGUGGUGGCUCUGUGUUCCAGUGGCACUUUCCGGGAGGUGCGGCUGGUGAAGGGCCGGAGCCCCUGUGCGGGGCUCCCUGAGAUCAGGAAUGUGAACGGGGUGGAUCGUCUCUGUGGCCUGCACCGGGAGGAGGCCACGGUGUUCUGCCAGGAGCUGGGGUGCGGCCCUGCCCUGCAGGCCCCCCGUCAAGAUGGCAGCGUUGCCAGGAAGUACAUGACUUGUGUGGGCGAUGAGCUGACCAUCCGGAAUUGCAGACUGAACAACAAGUUCCGCAGUGGCUGCGACUUCCAGCGAGAUGCCCAGGUGGUCUGCUCAGGACACAUGGAGGCCAGGCUGGUGGGUGGCGAGCACUCCUGUGCUGGGCGCCUGGAGGUGAGGCGGGGCCUGACCUGGGGCACCGUCUGCGACGCUGACCUGGACCUGGCCACUGCCCACGUGGUGUGCCGGGAGCUGCAGUGCGGCACGGCCGUGUCCACACCCAAGGGCGCCCACUUCGGCCAGGGCUCGGGGCUCGUGUGGACCGAGGCCUUCCGCUGUGUGGGCAAUGAGUCCCUGCUGUUCCACUGCCCUCGGGGCCCGGGGCACCAGUGUGGGCACGGCCAGGAUGCGGGGCUCAGGUGUUCAGAGUUCCGGCUAGUCAACGGCAGCAGCGCCUGCGAGGGGCGCGUGGAGCUCCAGGUCCAGGGGGCCUGGGCGCCCCUCUGUGCCGCCCACUGGGACUUGGCAGACGCCACUGUCCUCUGCCACCAGCUCGACUGUGGGAAUGCGGUGGCCACGCCCCCAGGGGGCCACUUUGGGGGCGGGGCCUCCGCCCUCUGGCCAGACAAGGUGCACUGCGUGGGGACAGAGUCCCACCUGUGGGACUGCCCCGUGAGCACCCUGGGGGCGCCCGCGUGUGGCCCCGGCCAUGCAGCCGCCGCCGUCUGCUCAGGUCUCCCCGACGCCCUGCGGCUGAGGGACGGACAGAGCCGCUGCGAUGGCCGCGUGGAGGUGUCCCUGGACGGGGUGUGGGGCCGCGUCCUGGACGAGGCCUGGGACCUGCGCGGCGCAGCCGUCGUCUGCAGGCAGCUGGGCUGCGGCGCGGCGGAGCGAGCUUACGAGGCGGCGGCGCCCGCGCGCGGGACGGUGCCCCUGGGGCUCAGCCGCGUGCGCUGUGCAGGCACCGAGCCCCGCCUGACGCGGUGCAGCGUGUCCGCGGCCCCGCUGGUGUCCGCGGGGGUGUCGCGGGACGCGGGCGUCGUGUGCUCCGGGAGCCUCCAGGUGCGCCUGGCCGCGGGGCCGGGCCGCUGUGCGGGGCGCGUGGAGCUGCUCCACGCGGGCGAGUGGGGCACCGUGUGUGACGACAGCUGGGACCUGCGGGACGCCCAGGUGGUCUGCCGGCAGCUGGGCUGCGGGCACGCGCUCAGCGCCCCGGGGGCCGCGCACUUCGGGGCCGGGGCCGGGCGCAUCUGGAUGGACGAGCUGGCCUGUGAGGGCCACGAGGCCGCGCUGUGGCGGUGCCCGUCGGGAGGCUGGGGCCGACACGACUGCGGCCACAAGGAGGAUGCCGGUGUCCUCUGCUCAGAGGCAGUGGCCCUGAGGCUGCGCGGUGGCGCCGGGCCCUGUGCCGGGUGGUUGGACGUGUUCCACAACGGAACGUGGGGGGCCGUGUGCAGUAACGCCCUGAAGGACGCCUCCUUGUCCAUCAUCUGCCAGCAGCUGGGCUGCGGGGAGCAGGGCUGGCUGGAGAACAGGCCGGGGCACAGCAGCCUGGGCACCUCCUGGGUGGACAACAUCCAGUGCCGCCGGCUGCGGAACUCCACGCUGUGGCAGUGCCCCUCAGCCCCCUGGCACCCGCGCUCUUGCACCCGUGGAGAGGAAGUCUGGAUCACCUGUGCAGGAUCAUCAGGGACAACGACGCAGGAUUCCGGGGAGGCCCUCAAUUGCUCCUUGAUGGGCAGCUGCCCAGAGGAGGGCGAGCUGCGCGUGCGCGGGGGUGAGGACCGCUGCUCGGGCCGCGUGGAGCUCUGGCACGCGGGCUCCUGGGGCACCGUGUGUGAUGACUCCUGGGACCUGGCGGACGCCGAGGUCGUGUGCCGGCAGCUGGGGUGCGGCCGGGCUGUGGGCGCCCUGGCGGGGGCCGCCUUCGGACCAGGCUCGGGGCCCGUGUGGCUGGAUGAGGUGGGGUGCCGGGGCAGCGAGGCCUCCCUGUGGGGCUGCCCGGCGGAGCCGUGGGGCCGCGGAGACUGCGGGCACAAGGAGGACGCGGGCGUGCGCUGCGCGGGUGACAGAGAGGCCGUCACCCUACAUUCGGCAUCAGGCAGCCCUCUGGUCCUGGCGCCUGCCCUGGAGGCUGGGACUCUGCCCAUGACCCUCGGCCUGGCCCUCGGCCCCCUGCUGCUCAUCAUCUCCCUGGUCCUGGGGUCUUGGUGGUUCCGGGCCAGAGGUGCCUGCAGGGGUUCUGGAAUGCUGGGGAGCCUGCCCUCAGAAGGUGUUUAUGAGGACAUUGGAGCUGCCCCCGCCGGGGAGAAAGACGAGGCUGCUGGAGCGUCCGGGGCCGCGGUGCCGGAGGAGGAGUAUGACGACGUGGCGGAGCCCGAGCCCGAGCCCGAGCCCGAGCCCGAGGAGGGCGACGCGGAGGAGGGCGACGCGGAGGGCGACGCGGAGGGCGACGCGGAGGAGGGCGCCCCCCUGAGUCCCACGGUGCAGGCGGGGCUCUUCAUAGCCCGGGCCUCCUCACACCUCAGGCUGGGAAGGAAGACCCCAGUGGCCUCUGCCCUGGGACGUGCUGACCACGAGCCGGCUGCAGGGGACAUCAGUGAGACCAGGGCAGGGGAGAGGCCAGUGUGCCUGGGGCUUUCAUCCUCUUUGUUUCUUAAAGAAUGCAAAGCCCUGAGCAUGAUGGCCAGCAGCACGCGGCACCCGCUCCCUGUCCCCAUGCGUCUCCCACUAGAAGGGCGGGCCCCCAGCCAGGGCCUGGUGAGCAGCGACCGCUGGGCGGGAGGGCGGGAAGCAUGGGUGUCUGCAGGUGGCGACGCCCCCACCUCCGCAGCGGCCAAGGGAGAGAGGCCUCGCUCCCUGCUCCAGGGCAGGCGGUGCAUGGGCCUCGCUUGGGGCUGCGCGCUGGGGCCGUGGGGCCGUGGGGCCAUGGGGGCUGCCCGUGUGGAUGCGGUUCAGGGGACUCUCACCUUCACGACCAUCUGCUGCGCGGCGCUCCGACCCCACCCCCAGGCCAACCCCACCGCCUGGCCUGUGGCCGAGGGAGGCUCGCCUCUGGCCCUCUCCGCUCUGGCGAGGAGCCCACCGAAGCUCUGGAAGCCAGAGGGCAAGGGGCGCGUUCCUGCGGCGAUGCCGGGCACCUGGCUGCGUAGCUUGAUGCUCCUUCCGGCCGCCUCCCUCCCCGGGGUCCUGGGAGGGAGGGAAGGGCCUUUCUGCCCCAGUGCCCUGAUUCCUGCACGCGGAGAGAUGCCCUCAUGGCGGCAGGGCUCAGGCCCCCGGGGGCUUCUGUGCCCCCGAGUGGAGGUCAGUCACCUCCGUGUGCCCUCCCCUGCCCUGCCCCAGCCCCAGGGCCCCCGGCUGCUGCAGGGCCAGGCGAGGUUCUCCCACCCCAGGGCCUCGACACUGGCUGCCUCUGCCCCAGAAGUCUUCUCUGUGACACUCCCCAGCUGCGUUCUUUCAGCGUCCACUCCCAGCGUCCCCACCUGGACGUGCGCUGUCUCCCCUCUGCCCCCACCGUCAGCCUGCGAAUGCUGCCUUGGCCGCGCUGGCCUCCUCCGCGGGGCGCGGGGCCUCCAUCGGGCCUGCCUUCUCGGCCUGAGCUUGUUUCUCCGCUUUGUCACGGCCUCGGACUUGGCAUUCCCGUCUCUUCACUUCCGGCACAGAAACACUCCUGCUCUCCCCUCCCGGCAUUCAGCCGUCGGCACCGGGCAGGCCUUGCGCCACCAGGGCCAAGGACGCCCACUUCAGUGGUGCCAGGCACCCGGAGCUGCACGCCUCCCAGUGACCGCGGCUCAGGGCUACAGGCGGCUGGGGCGGCCCCCUGAGGCCUCUGCAGCCGCACCUUCUGCCGGGAGGCAUGCUUGUCCGGAUAGAGGCACCGCCCAGGGCCGCCCUCCUUGCACCUACAGGGGUCCAGGGGCAGCGCAGCCCCAGGGUGUUUGCUGUGGCAGCUGGGCAGGCGGCAUCAUGAGGCUCCCUCUCUGCCUCCUGGGCCUUGGGCCCCUUGUGCUCACCCUCCAGGCUGCUCUCCCAGGAGUGGCCCCCGAGGAGCAGCUGACCAUCUUCCUUCACAUCACCCUCUGCAACGGGAUCCUGCUGCUCCGACACCGAGGCCAGCUGGGCACCGCGCGCACAGACACCUGGGGCUCCCCGGAGGCCGCAGUGGUCUGCAGGGAGCUGGGCUGUGGGGCCCCCUUGGGUGCCCCCAGGGAGGUCCCGGGUCCUGAGAUCAUGGCUCAGCCCUGGCUGCAUGGCCUGACCUGCCAGGGCAACGAGUCCUCCAUCCAGGAUGGAGGAGCCAGGCAGGGGGACCUGGGAGCUGGGAGCUCGGCCGUGAGGAACGGGGAGGACCCACUCCCCAAGGAGCAGGCAGGAACCCUGCAGCCUGAGAGGUGUACCUGCAAGGCCAGUGACAUGGCUGCCUUCUCUGAGACGCGCUCCUUUGCAGGGGGUCUGGAGGUGGUGGUAAAGCUGGUGGGUGGAAGGAGCCCCUGCGCUGGCGUCCUGGGGCUGGAGCACUUCAACCAGACACUAACUUCCUGUGACCCGCAGUCAGUCGAGGCCGGCACUGUCUUCUGCAAGGAACUGGGGUGCGGCUCAAUGCUCCAGGCUCCCAGCCCCCCACCAGAGACAGAAGGUCCCAGAAAGGGGCAGCAGUUUGUUGUCUGUGAGGGCUCUGAGCCAGCCGUCCUGAACUGCAAGAUCAACUGGGCAAACUUCAAGCCUUGUGUCUCACAUGGUGAGGUGAUCUGCUCAGAACCUCAGUCACAGAAGCAGCAGGAGGAGUGGGUGCAGGGCAGCCGGCUGGUGCCUUUCUCUGCACUUCUCUCCAGAAGGGUCACAGGCACCUGCCACCAUGCAGUGCUUAGAGGCAGCCUGGCGGUGGGGGCAGAAACACGAAGAUGGCCGUCCAGGAGGGAUGGCCACAACUGCUUUGUGACCACUGCGGACCAACGUGUGGCAAGACACAUGGAGGCCAGGCUGGUGGGUGGUGAGCACUCCUGUGCUGGGCGCCUGGAGGUGAAGCGGGGCCUGACCUGGGGCACCGUCUGUGACGCUGACCUGGACCUGGCCACUGCCCACGUGGUGUGCCGGGAGCUGCAGUGCGGCACGGCCGUGUCCACACCCAAGGGCGCCCACUUCAGCCAGGGCUCGGGGCUCGUGUGGACCGAGGCCUUCCGCUGUGUGGGCAAUGAGUCCCUGCUGUUCCACUGCCCUCGGGGCCCGGGGCACCAGUGUGGGCAUGGCCAGGAUGCGGGCUCAGGUGCUCAGCCUCCCUCUCAGGGUGCAGCUGGCCCAGCUCCAAGGGGCCUCCUUCCAGGAGAGUUCCGGCUAGUCAACGGCAGCAGCGCCUGCGAGGGGCGCGUGGAGCUCCAGGUCCAGGGGGCCUGGGCGCCCCUCUGUGCCGCCCACUGGGACUUGGCAGACGCCACUGUCCUCUGCCACCAGCUCGACUGUGGGAAUGCGGUGGCCACGCCCCCAGGGGGCCACUUUGGGGGCGGGGCCUCCGCCCUCUGGCCAGACAAGGUGCACUGCGUGGGGACAGAGUCCCACCUGUGGGACUGCCCCGUGAGCACCCUGGGGGCGCCCGCGUGUGGCCCCGGCCAUGCAGCCGCCGCCGUCUGCUCAGAGGCAGUGGCCCUGAGGCUGCGCGGUGGCGCCGGGCCCUGUGCCGGGUGGUUGGACGUGUUCCACAACGGAACGUGGGGGGCCGUGUGCAGUAACGCCCUGAAGGACGCCUCCUUGUCCAUCAUCUGCCAGCAGCUGGGCUGCGGGGAGCAGGGCUGGCUGGAGAACAGGCCGGGGCACAGCAGCCUGGGCACCUCCUGGGUGGACAACAUCCAGUGCCGCCGGCUGCGGAACUCCACGCUGUGGCAGUGCCCCUCAGCCCCCUGGCACCCGCGCUCUUGCACCCGUGGAGAGGAAGUCUGGAUCACCUGUGCAGGAUCAUCAGGGACAACGACGCAGGAUUCCGGGGAGGCCCUCAAUUGCUCCUUGAUGGGCAGCUGCCCAGAGGAGGGCGAGCUGCGCGUGCGCGGGGGUGAGGACCGCUGCUCGGGCCGCGUGGAGCUCUGGCACGCGGGCUCCUGGGGCACCGUGUGUGAUGACUCCUGGGACCUGGCGGACGCCGAGGUCGUGUGCCGGCAGCUGGGGUGCGGCCGGGCUGUGGGCGCCCUGGCGGGGGCCGCCUUCGGACCAGGCUCGGGGCCCGUGUGGCUGGAUGAGGUGGGGUGCCGGGGCAGCGAGGCCUCCCUGUGGGGCUGCCCGGCGGAGCCGUGGGGCCGCGGAGACUGCGGGCACAAGGAGGACGCGGGCGUGCGCUGCGCGGGCCUCCCCUGAAGCGUGUCCUCAGGGCCCAUGUGGGGACCUGUGGAGUCCAGCCAGGCACCCCUGCCAGGCUCACAGGGGACCCUGCCUACCACCAUGGCCAUCAUCAUCCUGGGGGCACUGCUCGGCCUUGUCUUCAGUGGGCUGGCGGCUAGGAUGUUGCUUGGGAAGCUGCGGGGCAGGGGUGACCUGCCUGCAGAGGACACGCCCGUCACGCUGCAGGCAGGUAGCCCCCUGCAGAUGGGACAGGAGCCCCCCUUGCAGGCGUCCUCGGGCUCCAGCUAUGACGACAUGGGCGCGGCGUGCACAGGGCUGUGA